Molecule: messenger RNA, 1200 nt
Organism: Dicrocoelium dendriticum
Lineage: Eukaryota; Metazoa; Platyhelminthes; Trematoda; Plagiorchiida; Dicrocoeliidae
Source: the annotation of a GenBank genome assembly
AUGGAUCUGUCUAUUUUUACUCAGAGGGCUUUGGAGUUCCGUUUGAUCGACCUUCUGAUGGAAACUUGUAGCGCAUCGAUUGCGCCAGAUGAUGUUGAGGUGCAUAGUGCCUACCUAUUGACCUCCAAAUGCGAUUCGCUAUCAUCAAUCCAACCAACUUUUAAGCUCCCUUCGGGCAACGCUGUUCCUCAUCCCCCGGCGAAGCACCACCUGAUUAUUGGUUGUCGCGUCGCCACCUUUGUCGUUAAGUCGAUGCAGGAAAGGGGUGCUAUUUUCGUGAAGAGCGUUGGGAGAUUCGAUUCAGCUUCACUCUGUCUGCUGAUCGUCCAGCUUUAUCCAUUAAAUUCUUUGGGCGUGAUGUGGGCUCAAGACGCGAAUCCAUCGAUGGACUACCAACACGUCAUGAAUGAAUCUGCUGUGAAUAAAUUAACCGGAAUCUUGGCGGAUGAUUCUCCCUUCAUGCAACAGCGGUCCCUUUAUGUUAACUACUCCGAAGAUGCCGGUGAAAUGAUGGUUAAGCCGACAACUGUCUACACGACCGUUAGCGACAUUCAGCACUCAGAUGAUGAUGCAAACGACUUGUUUCCUUCUGUUGAGACAGUCCAAACUGACCGUUCGGAACCUAUGUACGAGGUAUCCAACGACGUUUCAGAUGCCGACUCGCCCCUCAUUGAGGCUGCCAUGCAUGAACCGUUGAGUCUACUGGCCUUUGCUCGCGUCGCGCGUCAACAUGCCACUGGAUUCUCUCGUGCACUUGGCCUCGACGAUAUUACUUUCGAUUUGAUGCAGCGUCACGAGAGCAACAAGCUGUCACAAACAAGCCUUACAUCCUGCAUCGGCUCAGGCGCUGCAGAAUCAAAGAAAUUCCCUACUUCCAACACUUCGAAAUUCAGCUCCGAGCUUUGCGAUGCACCUCAUCUGGCGCACUCCUCUACGCUUCCCAUCGGGUCCCAAACGGACAAUUUUAAGCCGAAGCUGAUUGAACUGAUCGAAUUACCGACGCAAUCAGUUGACAUGUUUUUGGACGUAAUUCAGCUGUCCCUCAUUUCAACGACCUUUGAACCGAACGAAACAGAGAAUUACUUUGCACCAUAUUCCAGCAAUAUCCUUGUGUGCUGCGGACGUAGUCAGAAUUUUGCCCCUGUUGCUAAUAUUUAUCAUCACCCGGCCUGUGUCGGCGGACUUUAUCUCUUCGGGUAA